CUAAGGUCGACUCGUUUAUUUACUUUUCUACCUCUCAAUCCUCUUGUCUUUCUCUUGUUUCUCUCACGAGUCACGACGAGGCACUGCAACUGCCCUGCAGCAUUCUUAUACACAUCCCGCCUCACCAUGGCUUCCGAGUCAUCUCAGAUCAACCUCGAUGCGGGGAUCGUAUAUGAAUAUCAUCGAAUGCAUAUGGCUGUCAGUCCUGCUAGUGCCAUUUUUUGCCUUUGCAGUCUCGACACACGCGUAGCUACACGCGCAGCACAGCUUUUUCUCGACGGAUACGGAGAUUAUCUUAUUUACUCGGGCGGAUCAGGGAAGCUCACGGCGAAUCGAUUCACGCAACCAGAAGCCGAAGUGUUUGCAGGCAUUGCAAAGAAUUUGGGGGUCCCGGCCAAUAAGAUUAUCGUCGAGCCAAAUUCCAGCAAUACCGGCGAGAAUGUUCGGUUCACCCACGCCCUUUUGAGAGAAUUAGGGCUAGAUGCCACGAGUUUCGUGCUAGUCCAGAAGCCAUACAUGGAAAGAAGAACAUUCGCGACCUUCCGAAAACAAUGGCCAGACCCCAAAACAGUGUUCACUGUAACAAGCCCUCAACUGGAGUUUGCCCAGUAUUCGAAUAAGGAAAAUCCCAGAGACUUGGUUAUUGAAAUCAUGGUGGGAGACUUGAUGAGAAUUCGAGAGUACCCGGCAAAGGGAUAUCAAGUUGAGCAAGAAAUUCCUCCCGAGGUUUGGGAGGCAAACCAAAGGCUUAUACAAGCUGGGUACGACGGGCAUUUGCCUUGAUUCAUAUCUCAAGUUACUAUUAGGAUCUUGUAAUUACUUUCUAUUGCGAGCCUGAAUAGAAGCAUUUUACUG
Molecule: messenger RNA, 855 nt
Organism: Colletotrichum godetiae
Lineage: Eukaryota; Fungi; Ascomycota; Sordariomycetes; Glomerellales; Glomerellaceae
Product: DUF218 domain-containing protein
Exons: 1
Coding region: 127-783 (218 amino acids)
Cellular component (GO): plasma membrane
Source: RefSeq, a predicted model, not a curated record